CCACGUUUAAGAUUCGUAACAUCUUAAAAAUAGUGUAAAUAUAACCUAGGAGUUCGGGGGAGUGAGGCUUCACUGGCUGCGUGCUCUCCAGUCGCUUCGGGUUCCGCUUUCAAGACGGUGUACUGGUGCCCACGUCGAUAAGCUUUUGUAGUCAUGGAUUCCCUAGAAGAAGAACAACUUGAAGCUCUCCGCAAGGCCUUCAACUCCUUCGACACGGAGGGCCAGGGAUCCAUCACGGGAGAGACCGUGGGCAUUAUCUUGAGGAUGAUGGGCAUCAAAAUCUCGGAGAAGAAUCUGCAGGAGGUCAUCGCCGAGACAGACGAGGAUGGCUCUGGCCUUCUUGAGUUCGAGGAAUUCGCUGAGCUCGCCGCCAAGUUCCUGAUGGAGGAGGACGAGGAGGCGCUGAAGAAGGAGCUCAAGGAAGCCUUCCGGUUUUACGACAAGGAGUGCAACGGCUACAUCGACAACUCGAAACUCCGAGAAAUUCUACAAGAGUUGGACCCGAGGUUAACGGAGGACGAUCUCGACGCCAUCAUCGAGGAGGUCGACUCAGACGGGUCGGGAACGCUCGACUUCGACGAGUUCAUGGAGAUGAUGACUGGAUAAAGCCUUCGUGGAGCUGAGACUUCGUCGUCUUUGUAAUACAUUCUUGUUCUGUCUGUAUUCUCCAAGCUUGCGUCCUCUCUCUCUCUUUCUUUUUCUCUCUCUCUCUCUUUCUUUCUCUCCCUCUCCAGCUCUCGGUCUAACUAUCUAUCUAUCUGUCUAUCUGAUUUUCUGUCUGUCGUGUCAUCUUUCACUGACGUUAAUCUCUUUUCUUUCACUGUGAUCUUUUUUAUUUUGUUUGUGAUUUUUAUUUUUCAUUUCUGUUGUAAUGAAGAUUAUCAUUUAAUAUUUAGUCUCUUGCUUUCUUCAGUUUAGUUUUUCUUUGUUUUUUUGUCUUUGUUUUUGUUUUUGUUUUUGUUUUAUACUGGUAUAUGAUAGCGCUUUAUUGCGAUUAAUAUCUUUAGAUUUUCUAGUUUAUGUUAUUAAUAUUAUGGAUAUAGUUCUCAAGUUCUCACUUUAUUAGUGUGAGUGCUUUUUCUGUAUUGUGCACGUUUUGUUUUUCUCUUUCUUUUUCUGUUUUCCUUUUUUUCUAUUUUCGAUUUUUUUUCUCUUAUGAUUUAUAUUCAACAUCAGGUUACAUGUGGGGAAAAAUCUAACAAAGCUGUUUAUUAAUUACACCACCAUCCUUCAUUCAGUCUAGGUAACACAACACUAGCUACAUCCUAUAUGUCUCAUCCUUGUAUUUCGAAUCCUAACCAAUAUGCGUCUUAACCAUUCCAUAAAAAGAAGAUGUAUAAUACCUUCCCUCUUCUUUAUUCCCUUUCUUUUGAGUAGAUCUUUCUUUGAUGAGCCAAGAUCCUGAACCGCCCUUCGCAACCUAUCGUGGAAAUAACUCUAGGGAUCGACAACCCACGUUUCACUUAAGAUAGAGAGAGUGGUAGAUAGUUAUAGCAGUUGUUCUUUGUGGGUGCUACUUGUGUAAAUGUUAUUCUCUCUCUUCUUGUUGUUUUUUUGGGGGGAUCCCGACGUUUCUCUUUCCUAUCCCAUGCUCUCUUUUCACAUACCGUAGCCUGAUGAGUUAUGAAAUAUUGUUGUGGUCAUUUAUACUUUAUUUAUCAGGAUUAUAAUCGUCAUCAUUAUUGUUAUCUUUAUUAUUUGUAUUAUCUUCUUAUUCAUCAUUACCUUUAUUUGGUCAUUUUCUCGCGAUGUGCCUCUGAAAUAACAAUGAAAAUAUUUAUCUGAAAAUAAAAAUGUACUUUACGUAUA
Messenger RNA from Penaeus indicus, 1809 nucleotides. Its product is annotated as troponin C, isotype gamma-like. The record is from RefSeq and is a predicted model, not a curated record. The transcript has 6 exons. Lineage: Eukaryota; Metazoa; Arthropoda; Malacostraca; Decapoda; Penaeidae. The coding region runs from base 154 to 606 and encodes 150 amino acids. Gene Ontology annotation, molecular function: calcium ion binding. Gene Ontology annotation, cellular component: myosin II complex.